Messenger RNA from Trichechus manatus latirostris (Florida manatee), 408 nucleotides. RefSeq names its product interferon induced transmembrane protein 5 (gene IFITM5). The transcript is spliced from 2 exons. The coding region runs from base 1 to 408 and encodes 135 amino acids. Gene Ontology annotation, biological process: bone mineralization; bone morphogenesis. Gene Ontology annotation, cellular component: plasma membrane. The record is from RefSeq and is a predicted model, not a curated record. Lineage: Eukaryota; Metazoa; Chordata; Mammalia; Sirenia; Trichechidae.
AUGGACACGGCCUACCCCCGCGAGGACCCCCGGGCCCCGGCGACCCGCAAGCCCGAUGGCGCCACCCACACGGCCCUCACGCUGGGCGAGCCGCGCCCCCAACUGCCACGCGACCACAUGAUCUGGUCCAUCUUCAGCACCCUCUACCUGAACUUGUGUUGCUUCGGCUUUCUGGCGCUGGCGCACUCCAUCAAGGCCCGAGACCAGAAGGUGGCCGGGGACCUGGAAGCAGCCCGCCGUCUCGGCUCCAGAGCCAAGUGCUACAACAUCCUGGCCGCUAUGUGGACGCUGGUGCCGCCGCUGCUGCUGCUGGCCCUGGUGGUGACUGGCGCCCUGCACCUGUCGCGGCUGGCCGAGGGCUCCGCUGCUUUCUUCAGCACCAAGUUCGACGAUGCAGACUAUGACUGA